ACAGGGGAAAUAUAUAAAGACGGCCGUUAAUGCUCUAGUUUAGCUAGGUUUGAACAAGCUGCUCUCGCCGUCUCGUUCCCGAAGACUUUUAGCCGCCACCAUGGUGAAGAAAUACGCAGGAAAGACCUACCAGAUCGAUAAAAUGGAGAACAUGGACAACUACCUCAUCGCUUACGGCGUGAGUGACGCCGGUCACCGGGAGGCAGCCCUCAAGCAGACGACCAAGACGACGCUGACGGUGGACGGCGACCAGUAUAAGAUCAUCCUCGACAUCGGCUCGAGGAAGAUGGAGAUCCCAUUCAAGCUGAACACCGAGUUCGAAGAGACGACGCUGGACGGCCGCAAAGCGCAGACGACGUUCACCGUGAAGGGCGACGACGUUCUGGUGCAGGUGCAGAAGCUCACAGACGGCCGCACCGUCACCACCGAGAGGAAGUUCAGCGACACCCACAUGAUCGCGACGCUGACCAUUGGUGACGUCGUUGCCAAGAGAUUUUACAAGGCUGUCUAAACCUCACAGUGCGAAGAUUUACUUCUAAUAUUUAUGUCCACAAUCCCUCAAAAUCUGUACUGCUUUUACCAUGAGUUAAAUAAAUACAUUUUAUUGCUGCGGUA
Messenger RNA from Schistocerca gregaria, 615 nucleotides. Its product is annotated as fatty acid-binding protein, muscle-like. NCBI's taxonomy places the organism in Eukaryota, Metazoa, Arthropoda, Insecta, Orthoptera, Acrididae. Bases 101 to 511 code for a protein of 136 amino acids. The transcript has 3 exons. Gene Ontology annotation, cellular component: nucleus; cytosol. Gene Ontology annotation, biological process: fatty acid transport. The record is from RefSeq and is a predicted model, not a curated record. Gene Ontology annotation, molecular function: fatty acid binding.